Molecule: messenger RNA, 684 nt
Organism: Engraulis encrasicolus (European anchovy)
Lineage: Eukaryota; Metazoa; Chordata; Actinopteri; Clupeiformes; Engraulidae
Gene: kcnip4a
Product: potassium voltage-gated channel interacting protein 4a
Exons: 8
Coding region: 1-678 (225 amino acids)
Biological process (GO): regulation of potassium ion transmembrane transport
Cellular component (GO): voltage-gated potassium channel complex
Molecular function (GO): calcium ion binding; potassium channel regulator activity
Source: RefSeq, a predicted model, not a curated record
AUGGGCAGCUGCAGGAGACGCUGUAAGAGAGAGCUGCUGAGGCUGCUUCAAUACGCCUUCAGAGCCGUCACCGGGCAGCUACACACAGACAGCGUUGAGGACGAGUUGGAGCUGUCGUGUGUUCGUCACCGUCCAGAAGGACUUCAGCAGCUGGAGGACCAGACGCGCUUCUCAAAACAAGAACUACAGAUAUUAUACAGGGGCUUCAAGAACGAGUGCCCCAGUGGUGUGGUGAAUGAAGACACAUUUAAGGAGAUCUACGCUCAGUUCUUUCCCCAAGGAGAUGCCUCCAUGUAUGCUCAUUUCCUCUUCAACGCUUUUGACUCGGAUCAUAACGGCUGCGUCAGCUUUGAGGAUUUUGUGAUGGGCAUGUCUGUUCUGCUUCGUGGUUCGGUCCAAGAGAAACUAAAUUGGGCUUUUAAUCUUUACGACAUCAACAAGGACGGAUACAUUACUAAAGAGGAGAUGUUGGAUAUUAUGAAGGCUAUAUAUGACAUGAUGGGCAAGUGGACCUAUCCCAUGCUGAAGGAUGACACACCCAGACAACACGUGGACAACUUCUUUCAGAAGAUGGAUAAGAACAGAGAUGGAGUUGUCACCAUGGACGAGUUUAUUGACUGCUGCCAAAACGAUGAGAAUAUCAUGAGGUCAAUGCAGCUCUUUGAAAACGUCAUUUAGUUCACA